CAAACACUCACCUAUAUAUAUAACUCCUCACACACUCUCUCUUGAUGAAGGAGGAUUUACAGCUUAUGUAUUGUUUUGCACUUCUGUUAACAUAAAAUCUUUCUGUGCAGACCUUUUUCUCUCCAUUUUACUGUUUCAGUUUGUUUAACGAUAACUCGCCAUUAUUAAACUUGGUUAAAUAGAUAGUUUCAGCCUCUGUUUUUCCCUCCCUUUCUUGACAAAAACACCAUCAAUUAAAAUAAAAUGAAAAGGACGAAAUCAGCCGUGUUGAUUCCGCUAAACAGGCAAAGAUGGCUCCGCAUUCUAAAUUUUUUGGUUGUCUCCUGCGCUAUUCUGGUCAUUUACGAAGCCGCGUACAUGUUCAAAAACGGGUUGUAUUCGGUUUCGCAAGAAGGCCUUUACAGCAACAGUAAUGGGUUUUUUCUCAACUCGAAGUUGGUUAUGGAGAAUUUGGAGUGGCGGGAGGCCCCCAUUCGCCCUCUCGACGUCCCAUUUCGAUCAAGAAAACAUAGAGGAAUCCCGAAGAAGCUGCUUUCUGGCUUGAAUUUCACCGCCAUUGCCGCCUAUAGCCGCGAAAAUGGGAUCCUGAAGUCGGCAAACGACGCCGUCGAGCUGGGGAGGAAGCUGUGGAGAGAGGUUGAGGAGAGUAGGAGAAGUGAAAGGGGUUUUGGAUUUAGUAGUAAUGUGACUGAUGAGGUUGAGAAGUGCCCGUAUUCGAUGUUGAUUUCGGGGGAGGAGUUCGGCGGGAACGGGGGAGUGGCAGUGUUGCCCUGUGGGCUGGCGUUGGGGUCGCAUAUCACGGUGGUUGGGAAGCCGAGGGAGGCGCAGUUUAUGGUGGAGCUGCAGGGGCUGAAGACGGUGGAAGGGGAGGACCCGCCGCGGAUACUGCAUUUCAAUCCGCGGUUGAAGGGGGAUUGGAGUGGGAGGCCUGUGAUUGAGCUCAACACGUGUUAUCGGAUGCAGUGGGGCGUGUCGCAGCGCUGCCAGGGUUGGAUGUCCGGAGCUGAUCAGGAGACUGUGGAUGGAUUUGUAAAAUGUGAAAAGUGGAUUAGGGAUGAUGAGGAUGGGUUAGAGGAGUCGAAGGCGAGCUGGUGGCUGAACAGGCUGAUGGGACGAACUAAGAAGGUCGCCAUUGCCUGGCCGUUCCCCUUCUCCAAAGAAAAACUAUUUGUUCUGACUCUUAAUGCUGGCUUGGAGGGCUUCCAUGUCAAUGUUGAUGGAAGGCAUGUGACCUCAUUUCCAUAUCGCGUAGGAUUCACCCUUGAGGAUGCCACUGGAUUAUCUUUGAAUGGGGAUGUUGAUGUGCUCUCCAUAGUUGCUGCCUCCUUACCCACAUCACACCCCAGCUUUGCUCCUCAGAAACACCUCGAGCUAUCAGAUAAAUGGAAGGCUCCGCCUCUCCCCGAUGGGCCAGUUGAACUGUUCAUUGGCAUUCUUUCAGCUGGGAACCACUUUGCUGAGAGGAUGGCCGUGAGGAAGUCUUGGAUGCAGCACGAGCUGAUCAAGUCAUCACACGUUGUUGCUCGUUUCUUCGUGGCUCUGCAUAAGAGAAGGGAAGUGAAUGAAGUGGUGAAGAAAGAAGCUGAGUUUUUCGGAGACAUUGUCAUAGUCCCGUACAUGGACACGUACGACCUUGUUGUUCUCAAAACUAUAGCUAUCUGCGAAUACGGGGUUCGGACUGUAUCAGCCAGUCGCAUUAUGAAGGGCGAUGAUGACACAUUUGUUAGAGUAGAUGCCAUCAUCAACGAAGCAAGGGCAGUACGAGAGGAUAGAAGCUUGUAUAUUGGAAACAUAAAUUACUUCCACGAGCCCCUACGUAGUGGCAAAUGGGCCGUUACUCAUGAGGAAUGGCCAGAAGAAGUCUACCCGCCUUAUGCAAACGGGCCAGGCUACAUAAUCUCAUCCGACAUUGCAAGCUCCAUCCUAUCCGACUUUGAGAAGCACGAGUUGAGGUUGUUCAAAAUGGAAGAUGUGAGCAUGGGAAUGUGGGUGCAGAAGGUCAAUAAAUUGAGACCAGUAGAGUACGUCCAUAGCUUGAAGUUCUGCCAGUUUGGCUGCAUAGAAGAUUACAUAACCACGCACUAUCAGUCUCCGAGGCAGAUGAUCUGCCUCUGGAAGAAGCUGAAACAGCGGGGGAAGCCUCUGUGCUGCAACGUGAGGUGACCAACAGACAUGAAUACGGCGUCUUGACAUAUAACAGACACUACUCGUGGGAGAUUCAAACAUAUGACUUUUUUUGACGUGAGAUUGCCACCACGUUGUAAGAAAAUAUUAUAAGCAUUUAUACGAGAGAGUUUCAACCAUCCAAAGUUGGAUAGUUGAACAAUUAGACACUUUAUUUUAGCUUAGGACUUCUUCUAUAAACCACACAUUUUUAGACUUAAAUUAAGAGAACAUUUUUAUA
Molecule: messenger RNA, 2404 nt
Organism: Salvia miltiorrhiza (redroot sage)
Lineage: Eukaryota; Viridiplantae; Streptophyta; Magnoliopsida; Lamiales; Lamiaceae
Product: hydroxyproline O-galactosyltransferase GALT6-like
Exons: 8
Coding region: 244-2163 (639 amino acids)
Cellular component (GO): Golgi membrane
Molecular function (GO): carbohydrate binding; galactosyltransferase activity
Source: RefSeq, a predicted model, not a curated record